AUGUUGACAGAGAAUAGAGUGACGACUAAUACAAGCGGCAACUUUGAUGCCAGAAAUGAGGUGCGAAUUACAUAUCAAUUCAUCUGUUGUUCACUUUAUUACAGCCCACUGGUUAACGUUAGGGUCCCUUCAAUCGCAUCCCCUCUAUAUAGGAUACCCUUCGCCAGUGGUGUUCAGGAACAUUUCGCCAAUGAAUCAGAUAUUGCGGCCGAAGAGGAGACCGCGAAGAAUGAGAACCUAAACAAGAAUAACAGCAAAAAGUCGCCCCAAAUAUCGACCGCCAAAUCGCGGUGGAAAGCGUUGGCCAGAAGUGCUUUCGUUCGUAACCUUCAUAAGAGCGCCGCUCACUCUCAGCCCACAAACGCCCCAAACAAUGACACCAAACAUCACUCGACCACCAAUGGAGUGGUCAGCGCAGGAGGCGGUGGUGUUGGCGGAGGGGUUGGCAGCGGUGCCAACAAUCAUCAAAAAGACAAUCAUAAUAGCGUUGUGGUCAACAAUGACAACGACAAAGAGCUAACACUGUUGGAGUUGUUUGCGCUGAACUCAUUGGAGUUGAGCGCACCCGCCAGUGAUAUCAUAAUGAAGACGCGGACCAACAAUUGGGUACAGCUGUCGGGUCACGAGGACUCGUUCGCGUUGGCGGGUCCGGGAACCAUAUGGAAGAAGAGGUCCACCGACGACACGGAAGUGCGGGCUUACGAGGCGCUGAUGCAGGACUCGAUGUGCGAAAUGGUGCCAAAGUUUUUCCGCGACGUCUUCUAUAACGGCGACUAUUUCAUCGAAUUGGAGGACCUGUUGUUUGAGUACAAAGACGCGGCCAUAAUGGACAUCAAGAUGGGCACCCGUACCUUCUUGGAGGGCGAAGUGACCAAUCAGAAGGCGCGCACCGAUCUGUACGACAAGAUGAUCAAAAUAGACCCGAACGCGCCCACAGCCGAAGAGCACCGGCAGAGGGCCGUCACUAAACUUAAUUACAUGAAGUUCAGGGAAGCCCUGUCCUCGUCAUCCAAUCUCGGCUUCCGGAUCGAAGGCUUUAAAGCCGGUGAGGACUUACAGCUCUGCAAAGACCUAAAGCUAGUGAAAUACAGGGACGAAGUGAAGGCUACACUCAAAGCGUUUCUGAUGUCCAAAAAUCAGAUCCGCCUUAAGCUCAUCGAUCGACUCAAACGAUUGGCCGCGAAGUUCGAGAGCUCUUCAUUCUUCGACACACACGAAGUGAUCGGCAGUUCUCUACUAAUCAUUCACAACGGGAAGAGAGCGGGCGUUUGGAUGAUCGACUUCGCCAAGACUAUACCCGUGCCCACCGGCGUCACCAUUGACCACAAAUCUCAGUGGCAUUUGGGUAAUCACGAGGACGGCUACCUCUUUGGGCUCACAAAUCUGAUCGAGAUAUUAGAGGAAUGCGCCGACGAUUAGGACACCAAAACACCAUUUCACUCGCGUUUAACCAAUUGUUAGCAAUCAUUUCAAUGUAUAAUUGUACACAAUGUAGAACAUUGUACAAUCAUUCACUGUUUAUAUAUUAUUAUUAUUAUUUAAAUCAACUCAAGUAUAGCUCGACAUCAAAUCAAAGCUACAAACAUAACACACAAAUAUAUAUAAAUAAUUAUAUGUGAAGAUUAUUAUCACUUCAUUUUUGUAAUUUGAUUUUCUUGUGCCAAAAAUGUUCAUUAUAUCGAGU
Molecule: messenger RNA, 1684 nt
Organism: Medioppia subpectinata
Lineage: Eukaryota; Metazoa; Arthropoda; Arachnida; Sarcoptiformes; Oppiidae
Source: the annotation of a GenBank genome assembly